UAUUCGAAAGUGCAAGAGUUUAUUAUUAUCAUCAAUGUUUCUUGUAGCAUGUUUGAAAAAGUCAUUUGAUUUUUAUUUGAGUUUUGUCUUGGUUUACUCAUACUACUGGAAAGUGGAAGCGUCUCUUUAUUGCAGCAGUUCUUUUAAUUAUAGAAUCUAAUUGGAAAUGGAAGAAAUAGCGACGGCGAAAGUAUUCAGCAAAUUCUUGCAACUCCCUUUCAUAGCCACUACAUUGCGAAACGGAAUUCAGUAAUUGAUUAAAAAUAGUUGUAAAUGUAAUACCACAUUAACGUAGUAUUGGCCCUUAAUGGGUUAAAAUACACGAUUUGAUUGGUGGAGAUAUUGGUCGAGAUAUUCGUUGAAAAAGCAGCUCGAGCUUUAAUCUCGGGUCGCAAGGGCUAUCGAAACGUGGCACUUGUCUCUUUUUGCCACUCGGCUUGGUAAAGUCGAAGGUCUGUUCAGUGCGGAUCGAAGAGUUCCUUCGCGAUUCUCGUCCCGAGCAGAGGUUCUAGAGGAAAAGAGAGAAAAUUAACAAAUAGUGCGAAUAACAGUCUGAUCGAAUCAUCGGAGAGUUGAAGGAAGGAUAUCUGGAGUAAUUUACAGUUGUUGUUUCUACCAUUGUGAUAAGCGAAAUGACCAAAGUGUCAGGAAUGAUAGAGACGGAAGACGCUGUCGGCAAGCCAACUCUGGUACGACGUAUGUCCAAUAUGUUGAAAGAUGGAAGUAACAGUGGACCACCGAUGCUGUUUCGCCAUGCCUCGAUGCAGAAGAUUCGUCAUUGCUGCCAAAAUCUAAAUCUCUUUCCAUAUCUGCUCUACUCCUUCGGUAACUCGAAAUCGCAUCCAGUCGCACGAAAGGUGCACCAUUGCCUUGGCCAGUUCCUUCAGCUCAUCACCGUGAGGAUCUUCUUCUUAUGCAGGAGUUUCCGUCAGUCGCUGCUACACGAUAUUCGUUCGAAGGAGUUUGAAGUAGCGGAGCCAGCAAAGAGCGCCGAAUUUUGCAAGUUGACGCCACGAUUCCGAAUGACCAGGCUACAGAAACGAAAACAAGAUAGCCGCCUGUUCUUGACCCUAGCUGUAUACUUCGCCCCUCUGGUGUUGGUUUUCCAACUGAUCGGACUGGCCAGUGCGAUGGUCUUUGGAAAAUACACGCCCGGUUUCAUUUUUCUAAUCUCCGCCCUGUUGUUCCUCGGAUGCAUCUCGCUCAAGAUUCUCUUCCACGAGAGUGCCGAGGAGAGCCGUAAAAGUGUGAAAAUCAAAAUGGAAUGAUCAUGUUCCGGCUGUCGUUGCCUAUCUCAGCCAUUACUCUGCGAUCAGACUGUUUAUCAGAUAAUAGACCAGAGAGUAUUGAGAGUCUUGGUCUCUUUUACAGUUCCCCAUUGUCGCAUUUGAUUACUUAAACGACGCGAUGCCAGAUAGAGCUUACAUAUUACUUCUGUAUAUCGCAUGAAACUAGUUUGUCCAUG
Molecule: messenger RNA, 1465 nt
Organism: Bombus terrestris (buff-tailed bumblebee)
Lineage: Eukaryota; Metazoa; Arthropoda; Insecta; Hymenoptera; Apidae
Exons: 3
Coding region: 633-1268 (211 amino acids)
Source: RefSeq, a predicted model, not a curated record